Messenger RNA from Gorilla gorilla gorilla (western lowland gorilla), 2904 nucleotides. It is a transcript of the gene ZNF195, whose product is annotated as zinc finger protein 195. The transcript is spliced from 7 exons. NCBI's taxonomy places the organism in Eukaryota, Metazoa, Chordata, Mammalia, Primates, Hominidae. The coding region runs from base 227 to 2128 and encodes 633 amino acids. Gene Ontology annotation, molecular function: RNA polymerase II cis-regulatory region sequence-specific DNA binding; DNA-binding transcription repressor activity, RNA polymerase II-specific. Gene Ontology annotation, cellular component: nucleoplasm; nucleus. Gene Ontology annotation, biological process: regulation of immune system process; negative regulation of transcription by RNA polymerase II; regulation of cytokine production. The record is from RefSeq and is a predicted model, not a curated record.
AGGAGAGGACGGCUUCCGGGAUCUGGCGGGGCCUUUGUCCCGACAGAGCUCCACUUCCUGUCCCCGCGGCUCUGUGUCCCCUGCUAGCCGUAGGCCGUGUGACCCGCAGGCACCGGGAGAUCCAGAAGUGAAACGCCAGGCUCUCUGGAGGCCAGGAGAUGGUGUGAUUUGUCCAGAGAAUCUUUCCUAAGAGGAAAUCCCAGAGAAGCAGGAGAAAGAGAAAGAAAUGGCUGGUGCUCAGACUCUGUUGACGUUCAGGGAUGUGGCCAUAGAAUUCUCCCUGGAGGAGUGGAAAUGCCUGGACCUCGCUCAGCAGAAUUUGUACAGGGAUGUGAUGUUGGAGAACUACAGAAACUUGUUCUCCGUUGGUCUCACUGUCUCUAAGCCAGGCCUGAUCACCUGCCUGGAGCAACGAAAAGAGCCCUGGAAUGUGAAGAGACAGGAGGCAGCAGACGGACAUCCAGAGAUGGGAUUUCACCAUGCUACUCAGGCUUGUCUCGAACUCCUGGGCUCAAGCGAUCUGCCUGCCUCAGCCUCCCAAAGUGCUGGGAUUACAGGUGUGAACCACCGUGCCCAGCCAGGCCUCCAUGUUUCUGUGGACAAAUUCACUGCAUUGUGCUCACCUGGGGUGCUGCAAACUGUGAAAUGGUUUUUAGAGUUCAGAUGCAUCUUCUCACUAGCUAUGUCUUCUUGUUUUACCCAAGACCUUCUGCCAGAGCAGGGCAUACAAGAUGCAUUCCCAAAAACAAUACUGAGAGGAUAUGGAAAUUGUGGCCUUGAUAAUUUAUAUUUAAGGAAAGACUGGGAAAGUUUAGAUGAGUGUAAGUUGCAAAAAGAUUAUAAUGGACUUAACCAAUGUUCAUCAACUACCCAUAGCAAAAUCUUUCAAUAUAAUAAAUAUGUUAAAAUCUUUGAUAACUUUUCAAAUUUACAUAGACGUAAUAUAAGUAAUACUGGAGAGAAACCUUUCAAAUGUCAAGAAUGUGGCAAAUCCUUUCAAAUGUUCUCAUUCCUAACUGAACAUCAGAAAAUUCACACUGGAAAAAAAUUCCAAAAAUGUGGAGAAUGUGGCAAAACCUUUAUCCAGUGCUCACACUUUACUGAACAUGAGAACAUUGACACUGGAGAGAAACCUUACAAGUGUCAAGAAUGUAACAACGUCAUUAAAACUUGCUCAGUCCUUACUAAAAAUAGAAUUUACGCCGGAGGGGAACAUUACAGAUGUGAAGAAUUUGGCAAAGUAUUUAACCAGUGCUCCCACCUUACUGAACAUGAGCAUGGUACUGAGGAAAAACCCUGCAAAUAUGAAGAGUGCAGCAGUGUCUUUAUCUCUUGCUCAAGCCUUUCUAAUCAACAGAUGAUUCUUGCUGGAGAGAAGCUCUCCAAAUGUGAAACAUGGUACAAAGGUUUUAACCACGGCCCAAAUCCUUCCAAACACCAGAGAAACGAGAUUGGAGGGAAACCUUUCAAAUGUGAGGAAUGUGACAGCAUCUUCAAGUGGUUCUCAGACCUUACUAAACAUAAGAGAAUUCACACUGGUGAGAAACCAUACAAAUGUGACGAAUGUGGGAAAGCCUAUACACAGUCCUCACACCUCAGUGAACACAGGAGGAUUCACACCGGAGAGAAACCCUACCAGUGUGAAGAAUGUGGGAAGGUCUUCAGGACUUGCUCAAGCCUUUCUAACCAUAAGAGAACUCAUUCUGAAGAAAAACCCUACACGUGUGAAGAAUGUGGCAACAUCUUUAAGCAGUUAUCAGACCUCACUAAGCAUAAGAAAACCCAUACUGGAGAGAAGCCCUACAAAUGUGACGAAUGUGGAAAAAACUUUACCCAGUCCUCCAACCUUAUUGUACAUAAGAGAAUUCAUACUGGAGAGAAACCCUACAAGUGUGAAGAAUGUGGCAGAGUCUUCAUGUGGUUCUCAGACAUUACCAAACAUAAGAAAACCCAUACUGGAGAGAAACCCUACAAAUGUGACGAAUGUGGAAAAAACUUUACCCAGUCCUCAAACCUUAUUGUACAUAAGAGAAUUCAUACUGGAGAGAAACCCUACAAGUGUGAAAAGUGUGGCAAAGCCUUCACCCAGUUCUCACACCUGACUGUACAUGAAAGCAUUCAUACUUGAGAAAAAAAUAAACAAAUAUAAAAAUAGGCAAAGCCAUUAGUAUCUGCUCGCAUCCUACUUUACAUCAGAGUUCAGACUUAAUAAAGUUAUCAUAGAUGUAAUUACUAUUGAAAGACCUUUCAUGAAAUAUAAGUCUCCAGAGCACACGAGAGUAUUUCUUCUGAAAAAAAUAUUACAAUUAUACUAGAUGGAAGACUUGCAUCAGUUGCUUAAACUUUCAGAAAAUUUGUAGAGAAACCCAACAAAUCUCAUAAAUGUGGAAUAACAUUUGUUCAAAAAUGAUAGCUUAGAAAACACUAGAGUUCAUAUUAAAAGAUAUUUUGCAAAUACACUAAAUGGGAAAAAUAAGCAAAAUCCAAUUUAAGUAAACAAUGGAGGAUUUGAAGGAGAAAGGAAUAGAGCACGGACACGUUCAGAAAUGACACUGAAUCCCUGUGUUGAGUCUACAGAGAUAUCUCGACUUAAAAUAGAUCAUUUAUAUUUAAGUUUAAAAGGAGGAUGAGACUGAGUUUUUGUAGAGUUAUAAUUACAUUCAAAAUAUACUUUUUUGCAUUGAAAAAAUGUUAAAUCUUUGAAAAGCGAAUAUUGAUGUCAUUCAAUUCUCAAAUCAGUAGAUGCUGUGUCUUCAUUUCUAGUGCUGAUGUGAAAACACAUGGUCAGUUGUUGCUGCAUCAGAGAUAUGAGAAAUUCUUUUCUCUUAGGUGUGCAUCACUUGUCCGUGAAAGGUGAAAGACACUGAAAUGUAAGAUGCAUGAGUAAAAUCUUGGUAGAGAGGC